AUGAAUGCUGCUAAAGUAGGAUUGGGCACUAAAUGUCACGGCGAGCUGCGCUAUGCCGGUUGGCGUCUCGGCGCCGUGUUGCUGCUUGCCGGCGCGGACGUCGCGUCUCUGCCCAUCCCGGCGUUACUCGGAUGCGGCCGAGUCGGCUGGGCGGCACAUGUCGCAGGCGCCCUGGCGGGUCCGCUUCUGGGUCUGGCCGUGUUCCCGAACCAGAGUAAGAAGGACGCCCGCGGCCGCAGAUUCGUGCGAUACGCGCGACUGCUGUCCGCCGUGAGCGUGAUGCUACUGAUCGUCGGCGCCGUCCUCGGCAACGUCUAUCUGAUCGCUCUGCCGCAGCUCAGGAAGCCGUCCUGA
Messenger RNA from Formica exsecta, 354 nucleotides. RefSeq lists its product as uncharacterized. The coding region runs from base 1 to 354 and encodes 117 amino acids. The record is from RefSeq and is a predicted model, not a curated record. NCBI's taxonomy places the organism in Eukaryota, Metazoa, Arthropoda, Insecta, Hymenoptera, Formicidae. The transcript has 2 exons.